AUGUAUAUAUGCCGCUGGAAAAUAUAUUCGUUAUUGAAAAGUGGUGCGUUUUCCACAAACACAAAGCGCACUGCUAAAGAGCUUGUUACGGCACUGACACUCCAGUCCGCUGUGCCUGUGUUAGCGAUUUUUCCUGCAGCUGUUUUAUACGUGCUUGUCCAGUUUGGCAAAGUCACCUCAAUACAAACCAUAUCGAGCUAUCUCAUCGUGCCGUGUUUAUGCAUC
Molecule: messenger RNA, 225 nt
Organism: Cooperia oncophora
Lineage: Eukaryota; Metazoa; Nematoda; Chromadorea; Rhabditida; Trichostrongylidae
Source: the annotation of a GenBank genome assembly